UAAUGAAAAGAAAAAAAAAAAAAUUGUUUAAAAAAAAAAAAAAUAAUAAUUCCAAAUUAAUUCCGGAAUUUAUAGCACAAGCCAGAUAAAAACCUCACCAUUUAAAAACAAGGUUCUUGCUGUAGUUUAUAUAUACAUACACGCGCGCCGCUCACACACAUGUUAUACAUCUUUACAUGUGUCCAUAUACGACCUAAAACCCCUCUCUCAUUAUAUGUGAAUAAUACACACCAAACUUAAAACCUUUCUUCACAGGAUUUAAUUUAUUCUUUCGUUUCUCUGUUUUCGUAUCGAAUAUAUUAGAAUAGGGUUAGAUUGUAUCGAAGUUUUGAUCCAUGGAAGAGGCGAGCCAACAUGGACAAGUCACCGCAACCUCAUCUGGUGAUGGGAGGACUGUUGAUUCAGAUAACUUGACAGAAAAGCCACUUCCGCCUGAAGUUGACAGGAUUGUUUCUGCAAAUCCUUCUCUGGAUGCUGCCGUCGCAGGACCUUCAAGUCAUGUCGCAAAUGAGCCUGAAUCCUCCAAUACAGAUGGAAUCACCAAAGCUGCGUACCCUCCAAGUGCCCACUCGCGGGAACAAUCUUUAUAUUAUGGAGGUUAUGACAACAGCACUGGUAACUGGGAUGAAUAUCCUCACUAUGUUAAUGCAAACAGCUUGCAGGUUGUACCCCCGGUGAGGAUAAAUCUCUUUCCUUUGCACUUCUCUCAUUCACCUUCAAAUGUAACUCAUCUGAUGUUUCUUUCUUGUUUGACCCAACUUCGGCAAUGGACAAUGAUAAUCCAUCUCUUGUCUUUCAUUCCGGUUAUGGCUUCGAUACUUAAGUGGCAUACGGACAAUUUUCCCCAAUAG
Molecule: messenger RNA, 851 nt
Organism: Cornus florida
Lineage: Eukaryota; Viridiplantae; Streptophyta; Magnoliopsida; Cornales; Cornaceae
Exons: 4
Coding region: 336-851 (171 amino acids)
Source: RefSeq, a predicted model, not a curated record